AUGUCGUCGAAACCCAACACUGUUGUCCUCGGAACUGCUCUUGGGAUAACAUCUUCGGCCAUAUUCUUCGGCGCUAAUCUUAGCAUCUCAUUUUUGACCGUCCCGGUUCUGCUGUUACCAUCCCCCAAACCAGCCUUGCCAGUCCCAGCAAACUCUGAAAAUACAAACUCUCCAACAUCCAGCUCUUCCCAGAGACCAGCGACAAAGUUUGGACACCUCGCCCGGCAGUGGCAGGAAGCUUAUAACGUUGGAAAGAAAGCAGGCCCAUUCUUCGCCCUGCUUGCCAGUGGAUGUUGGCUAUACGCGGCAAAGCACCUGCCAUCAGAAGCUAGGCUCCAGCGGCAACUACUCUGGGCUGCAAGCGGUCUCUCGAUAGCUAUUGUGCCCUUCACAUUUGGGGUGAUGAAACGGACAAACGACGAGCUAAAUCGCCGAGCGGAUGCAGCAACAAGAGAUGAAGAGGAUGACUCCAAAGCACACGCGCAGCAAGGGACAGUCGAAAGCUAUCAGACUCACGAUCUCAUCCAGUGGUGGGCGCAAUUGAGCUUUUUGUAA
Molecule: messenger RNA, 555 nt
Organism: Fonsecaea pedrosoi CBS 271.37
Lineage: Eukaryota; Fungi; Ascomycota; Eurotiomycetes; Chaetothyriales; Herpotrichiellaceae
Exons: 1
Coding region: 1-555 (184 amino acids)
Source: RefSeq, a predicted model, not a curated record